CCUCAGCAGCAGCAGCGAGAGGGGCGAAGCGGCCGCCGGAAAGUUUGCGCGCGGGGGCUGCCGCCGCAGCCGCCAUGGGGGACGCCGAGGAGGAAGAGGCGGCGGGGGAGGCCGAGGCGACGGCGGCGGAGUUCGCGCGGCACUGGCGCCGCGAGUUCCCCGAGGAAGCGCCGCCGCCGGCGCUGCGCCUGGGCUCGGUGCCGGCCAUGGAGGAGGAGCUGGGCCGGUGCCGGCGGGCGCUGCAGCAGCUCCAGCGCGCCCUGGCCCAGGAGAAGUUCAAGGUGGGCUACCUGGAGGCGGCGCUGGCCCGGCAGCCGGCGGAGGCGGCCGCGGCAGGAGGGAAGGCGCGCAGCCCGCGGACCCCCGGCAGCCCCGCCGCCGCGCCCAGGGCGCACCCGGCGGCGGGCGAGCGCGCCCUCGUGCCCGCGCCCCAGGGCUCGGGCGGCUUCAGGCUUCGGCCCCGCCGCGGGGACUCGCCGGCCAGGCCCCCGCCGCCGCCCCUGGCGCCCCGCCGCUGGAAGCACCGCCAGGACCAGGAUCGCGACCUCCCCGACGGCUCCAGCUCCCCCGAGCCGCCGGUCCGGAGCCUUCCCGCCGAGCGGCAGCCUUCCCCGCGCCUCGACCUGGCGGAGAGAGAGCCCUCGCCCGGCGGCGGCGGCGGCAGCAGCGACUGGAGCGGCAACACUUCCGACCGCGAGGAGGAGGAGGACGCCUCGUCGGCAGAUUUCAAUUAUGGCACAGAGGACUACGAUGCGGAGGGAAACGAGGAGCCCAAAGUCCCACCCGGCGGCUCGGAGACCAUGCCUUACAUUGACGAAUCGCCCACCAUGUCCCCCCAGCUCAGCGCCCGCGGUCAAGAGAGUGGCGGCGGUGGCACUGACAAUGUCUCAUUUACUCCCACCGAUGGGCUGGGCACCGAGGGCGAACGGGAUGCCGGCAAAGGCCUGGACAUGCGGAAGCUGGUCCUCAAGGAUUUCUUGGCCAGUGAGGAAAUGUACAUCAACCAGCUGGAGGCGCUGUUAUUGCCCAUGAAACCCUUAAAGGCAACAGCCACCACCUCCCAGCCCGUCCUCACAAUCCAGCAGAUUGAGACCAUCUUCUACAAGAUCCAGGACAUCUACGAAAUCCACAAGGAGUUCUACGACAGCCUGUACCCCAAGGUUCAGGACUGGGAUGGUGCCGUCAGCCUUGGCCAUUUCUUCCAGAAACUGGCUAGCCAACUGGGGGUGUACAAGGCUUUCGUGGACAACUAUAAGAUUGCGCUGGAGACGGCCGAGAAAUGCAGCCACAGUAACUACCAGUUCCAGAAAAUAUCAGAGGAGUUGAAAGUGAAGGCACCGAAGGAUUCGAAGGAGAGCCACACCUCGGUCACGAUGGAAGCACUGCUGUAUAAGCCUAUAAACCGGGUGACCCGAAGCACUCUUGUGUUGCACGAUUUGUUGAAGCACACACCGUCUGACCACCCGGACUACCCGCUGCUCCAGGAUGCCCUCCGCAUCUCCCAGAACUUCCUCUCCAGCAUCAACGAGGACAUCGACCCCCGCAGGACGGCAGUCACCACCCCCAAGGGAGAAACCCGGCAGCUGGUUAAGGAUGGCUUUCUGGUGGAGCUGGCCGAGGGUUCCCGCAAGCUACGCCACGUCUUCCUCUUCACGGACAUGCUUCUCUGUGCCAAACUGAAGAAAACAGCUGUGGGGAAACACCAGCAGUAUGACUGCAAGUGGUACGUGCCUUUGGCUGAGCUGGUGUACCCGUCGCCCGAAGAGUCGGACCCGUGCCCGCAUGUCCAUGCCAUGGCUGACCACGAUUUGGAAGACGUGAAGAUGAAGAUCUCCUCUAUGAAGAGCGAGGUGCAGAAGGAGAGAGCCAACAAAGGGCAGAGCCGGGCCAUGGAGAGGCUCAAGAAAAAGGUGUUCGACAAUGAAUUCUGGCUGCUGCUCAACUCGCCGUCCAUCCCCUUCCGCAUCCAUCACCGCAACGGCAAAAGCUACCUGUUCCUGCUGUCCUCCGACUAUGAGCGGGCGGAGUGGAGAGAAGCCAUCCAGAAGCUGCAAAAGAAAGACCUCCAGACCUUUGUGCUCAGCUCGGUGGAGCUGCAGGUCCUCACGGGGUCUUGCUUCAAGUUGCGCACCGUGCACAACAUCCCCGUCACCAGCAAUAAGGACGACGACGAAUCUCCAGGGAUGUACGGCUUUUUGCAUGUCAUCGUCCACUCUGCCACGGGCUUCAGACAAUCAGCCAACCUCUACUGCACCCUGGAAGUGGACUCCUUUGGCUAUUUUGUCAGCAAAGCCAAGACACGUGUGUUCCGGGACACCACCGAACCCCAGUGGAAUGAGGAGUUCGAGAUCGAGCUGGAGGGCUCCCAGUCGCUGCGCAUCCUCUGCUACGAGAAAUGCUACGACAAGAGCAAGCUCAACAAGGACGACAACGAAAUCGUGGACAAGAUUGUGGGCAAGGGGCAAGUCCAGCUGGACCCCCAGACGGUACAGACGAAGAACUGGCACAUGGACGUGAUUGAGAUGAAUGGGAUCAAAGUGGAGUUCUCCAUGAAGUUCACAAGUCGGGACAUGAGCCUCAAGAGGACCCCGUCGAAAAAGCAGACAGGGGUUUUUGGUGUCAAGAUCAGCGUGGUCACCAAGCGCGAGCGAUCCAAAGUGCCCUACAUCGUGCGCCAGUGCGUCGAAGAGGUGGAGAAGCGGGGCAUUGACGAAGUGGGCAUCUACCGCAUCUCAGGGGUGGCCACUGACAUCCAGGCCCUGAAAGUUGCCUUUGACGCCAAUAACAAAGACAUCCUGAUGAUGCUGAGCGACAUGGACAUCAACGCCAUUGCAGGCACCCUGAAGCUGUACUUCCGAGAGCUCCCGGAGCCCCUCCUCACAGACCGGCUUUAUCCUGCUUUUAUGGAGGGUAUUGCACUGUCUGACCCAUCGGCCAAGGAGAACUGCAUGAUGCAUCUUCUGCGCUCCCUUCCGGACCCCAACCUCAUCACCUUCCUCUUUCUGCUGGAACACUUGAAGCGGGUGGCCGAGAAGGAGCCCGUCAACAAAAUGUCCCUGCACAACCUGGCCACGGUGUUUGGCCCCACAUUGCUGAGGCCCUCCGAGGUGGAGAGCAAAGGGCACCUCAGCCUGGCCUCCGACAUCUGGUCCCACGACGUCAUGGCGCAGGUCCAGGUGCUCCUCUACUACCUGCAGCACGCGCCUCUCUCCUAUGCCGAGCUGAAACGCAACGCGCUCUACAUCUCCACGGAUGUGUAGCCUGCACUUCGACAGCAUCCGGCGCGUGCCCGUGUCUUCCGGGCCGGGAGGGGUGCAGUGCAGACAGGCUGCGAAUGCUGGCCACCCCCCCCGCCGAGGACAGCGCACCGCCCCGGGCCGUACGCCGGCUGCGCCCCCCGGACCACUUUGUACAAGCCCCCUCCUAGCCCCGUGCCCUUCGCUGCGCCGCCGUCCACGUCUCUCGCCCUUCACUGUUCAGGAGUCCCUGGGGCCGUGGGGAAGCGCGGGUGACGGACCAGGAGUGGGGCUGCAGGCGCGACUCCUUCCGGGUCCGACUGGGUUUCCCUCCCUUUCCCCGCCGGCCUUGCCGCCUGCCAUGGCACUUGCCCUCUCCUCCCUCGUGGCCUGCAUGCGUGGCGCUUGCUUGGCUCUCCCUGCUUCGGGUGCUUAGAGGACGCCAAGGGCUCCCCCCCCCGCUUUGCUUGGCUGUGCUGAUGGUGGGCCCGGGGGCUGCCCUUUGCACCCUGCCCCGCCCCACUGGCUGGCCUCUGGCCCCAAGGGCCCGGCCCAGUGGGUUUGAAGGCGGCUUUUCGGUUCCCCUCGCCUGCCCCUGGUCCCCUUUUCCGCGUCUCCUGCCUGUUCUUCUAGCGCAGCGUCCAGUUAUGUCCAGAGGACCCCAAGGUACCCCGCUGGCAGCAAAGCGGGACGUGGUUUUGCGGCAGCGGGAGGCCCAGCCCGUGUGAGGGUGUGUGUGUGUGUGUGUGCAUGCAGCGUCCCCAGCGGCUCCCUGUUUAUUUAAGGCGACCUCUUCUGGGACGAAUUCAGUCGCACUCCGGACAAGGAGGCGAGGCCCUGCUGUGGCACCCAAGAGUGCCCCAAAGAUGACGAGCGGGGCAAGGACACGGCUGGCGGGCAGUGGCGUGCGUGCCCACACCACAGCCGUGCUGCUCUGCAGGUGGCCCUUUCCUGCCCGGCUGUGCCACGGAGGCAAGGGGCACAUUCCCCGGCCCUUCAAGGCGGGCUCCCCUGUGACUGUCUCUGCUAGCUGCCCAGCACGGCUUACAGGGACCAACCGGGAGCGUUCAGGGCCCUCUCAGCCCUUCAAAGGUGCGCCCAGGUUUCCCGGCUUCUGUCUGCGAGAGGGCUUGGGCUGAGGAGGGAGCACGGUCCUCCCCAGAGUACCCCUGGGCGGGCGGGCGGUUAUGUCGGUGUCCUCAGGCUCUGGGCCCUGCUCAGACAGGAGCUGAAGGGAUGGAGCAGCCCACAAACGGGGCCAGUGCCUCCUUCCAGCUGGGUUCUGGGUUGGGAGCAGAAGCACUUCUCUUUCCGCAGAGCAGAAUCGGAGCUCUCUCUGCAGGCCGGAGUCCCCCGGAGACUGGGCGGCAGCGGCGGCGGUGGGGGGGAUUUCCCACUAGGGCGGCUUCUGCUUCUUCAAGCAGCUCCGUCUUCUGUCAAGAUCCCACUCCCCAAUGCCAAACCCAAAGCCAGUGACGUUGCUUAGGCCGGGGAUUCACAGACUCGGGUCCCUGGCUGUCGGACUCCCAACUCCCCUCGUCCCCUGCCACGAUGGCCACGGGGAUGAUGGGAGCUGGGAGUCCAACCUCAUCUGGCACCCCCUGGCCCAAGUAACCUGGGACCUCCCGCCCGUUCCCCACCCAGCCCUCCUGCCAAACCUGGAGUCCGAGGGGGCUUUGGCUGCGCCUCCCAGGGGCUGUAUGGAAAGCGACCGGCUAUGGUUCAGGGACCAGGUGGCUUGCCCCACUGCACGGCAGAUCUUCUGUCGGUCUGCACCCGUGUGCCUGUCGCAACCCGAGUCCUUGCCGUGGAGGCUGUGUCAGCCAGACCGACCCCGGCUCCAAGCGUCUGACUCCAACACCAGCAUAAGGCCCUUCUUCUCUGGGUUUGGGUUUUUCCGAGACUGGGGCUCCUGGCGCAACAGGUAGACUAGGGAACUGUUGAUUAGUAUUUUGACUUGUUUUAAGAACAUAUAUAAAUAUAUAUAUAUAUAUAUAUAUAUUUGGUUGUGUCUUGUUGCAGGUUUGUUUUUGUUUUUUCCCCUGUAGAUGACAAACUUUAAAUGGAUGUAAACCAUGUGAGGAGACGAUUUAAAAAAAGAAAAGAAAAGGUUAAUAAAAUGCAAAGCCCCAACGUCUGCACAAAUGA
Hemicordylus capensis (graceful crag lizard) is the source of this 5384-nucleotide messenger RNA. RefSeq names its product active breakpoint cluster region-related protein. Gene Ontology annotation, biological process: protein phosphorylation; intracellular signal transduction; positive regulation of GTPase activity. Gene Ontology annotation, cellular component: membrane. Lineage: Eukaryota; Metazoa; Chordata; Lepidosauria; Squamata; Cordylidae. The transcript has 23 exons. Gene Ontology annotation, molecular function: GTPase activator activity; guanyl-nucleotide exchange factor activity; protein serine/threonine kinase activity. Bases 75 to 3260 code for a protein of 1061 amino acids. The record is from RefSeq and is a predicted model, not a curated record.